This is a messenger RNA of Syzygium oleosum, 1244 nucleotides long. Its product is annotated as pathogenesis-related thaumatin-like protein 3.5. Lineage: Eukaryota; Viridiplantae; Streptophyta; Magnoliopsida; Myrtales; Myrtaceae. The record is from RefSeq and is a predicted model, not a curated record. Gene Ontology annotation, biological process: defense response. The coding region runs from base 96 to 986 and encodes 296 amino acids. Gene Ontology annotation, cellular component: extracellular region. The transcript has 3 exons.
CGUUGGCUGGUCAUAUAAUUAAACACACACACACACAUACCUCCCAUGCACGUCGAAGUGUAGCCCAUCGGCGACAGAGGAAGGACCAAAGAGAAAUGGCUUUUCACGUCUGUCUACUUCUCAAAGUCUUGCUCGUACUCGGCGUAGCCGCAACAGAAGUAGCCUCUCAAGGGACCAGAAAAUUUACUAUAGCAAACAACUGCAAAGAGACUGUAUGGCCCGGGCUAACAAAUAGUGAAAGUUUUAACAUCAGUGGCUUUGCAUUGAAACCGGGCCAAUCUGCUGUCUACACUGCAUCGGCCACUUGGUCCGGGCGGAUUUGGGGCCGAACUGGCUGCGAUUUUGAUAAGAACGGCAAUGGCAAGUGCCAAACUGGUGGAUGUGGCACUUCCUUGAACUGCACCGGGCCCGGGACACCGCCCGUUUCGAUUGCCGAGUUCACCCUCGGAGAGCCGGAUUAUUAUGACGUUAGCCUCGUGGACGGCUUCAAUUUGCCCAUAGUGAUAAAAGCUCUAAAUGCUAAGGAAAAUUGCAGCAACGCAGGGUGCGACGGAGAUUUGAGAUCGAAUUGCCCCUCGGACCUCACUGUUAAGUCCGAUGGGAAGGUGAUUGCUUGCAAUAGCGCAUGCGAUAUGUUCAACACGGAUGAGUUAUGUUGCAGGGGCGCGUUCGCAACCGCGCAGACUUGCCAGCCAAGUAACUAUUCAAAGGCUUUCAAGUCAUUCUGCCCGGAUGCUUAUAGCUACGCAAAAGACGACCCCACGAGCCUCAAAACAUGCACCAGCCCAGAAUACGCCUUGAGCUUCUGCUCGUCGAGACGCGGGCAUGUUGAAUCCAGGAAUGCAACGGUCUGCUCUUUUCAUGACGGUUCAUCGAAAUGCAAUGGAUCAACUGAUUUGAGGGCAUCCUUCUACGGAUGGUGGUUUCUGGUGAUCGUGCUGCCCAUGAUCGUCGGCACCCAUCAGUUUUUGGGGUUCAUCAUGUAAAUCGACUUCUUGAUUUUGUACAUUGACAUGAUCGCGAUGAGUUGCGACUAUAAUUUGAUGGUGUUUCUGGUUUCCAAACAACUCGUGUGAUUUUAAACGGUCCCGAACUUGAUAACAAAAGAACUUUUGAUGUUCGCACCGGGAUACAUAGUGAUAGCUAUUUGCAUGAGGAAGUAUAUGAACAUGUAAAUGCAAGGAAAGAAGUUCAUGUAUAUACUGUGAUCAUUUAUUAUUGAGUUAUGGGUGGCUUUUAUCUAA